AUGGGCUCCCUCGCAGCACAGGCGGGCCUGCUCGUCUGCGCGCUGGCGGCGUUGAGCAGCGCCGCGGCCCCUUCCGGAGCGGACGUCGGCGUGCUCGGCCAGAAGCCCCUUGAGCCGAUACUGUUCCAGGAGAUCGACAACACUUCGCCGAGGCGGCCCCGAGGGCUGGACGUCUGGCUUCCCACCAACGCGCCCAACGCGACGGAGUACCGCGCCUACUCCUCCAAGGGGUUUGCCGGCGGCCGCGGCAUCUCCAUCAUCACGACGCGGCAGCGCAUCGCCAGCUUUGCACAUGUCUCGCGCUCGCCCGACACGAACACCCACUCUUCCGGGCUGUUUGAGAAGAGGGAGGUUCCGGGAAAGGGCCGCGGCCUCUUCGCCACCAAGUGGAUCCGACGCGGCGACAGGCUGUUUACGGAGACGCCCAUCCUGCUGAUCGAUGACUCGGUGUACGUUAAGGGAGUGUCCAUGGUCGAAGCUCUGGAGGACGAAGCUAUCGGCAAGCUGCCGCCCGAUGCGCAAGAAGCCUUUUGGUCGCUGCAUGCCAAGCCUAGCGUCGCCCACGCCGCCACGGCUCGGAUCGACCCCAAUGCUUUCGAGAUUCCCCUGGGCCAGGCCAACUAUUAUGGUGUCUUCCCCGACAUUUCCCUCAUCAAUCACGAAUGCCGACCCAACACGGCGUACGAAUUUGACGCCAAAACCCUCACCCACAGCGUCUACGCAAUCAUGGACAUCCCCCCCGGAGCCGAGCUGAGCCUCACCUACAUCGACGUGACCAGGACCCGCGAGGAGCGCAUGGAGAGGCUCCGGCACGGCUGGGGCUUCAACUGCACCUGCAGCAGCUGCAGCUUGCAGGCCGAGCUGUCGGACGCGUCGGACAAGCGCCUCGUCCAGAUCGACGACUUGGAGUCGCGGCUCGGGAACGGCGGCUGGGAGUUUGCGUCGCUGGAAAUGGCCGAGGCGCUCAUCAGCCUGUACCAGCAGGAGCAGCUGGAUAUUUGGCUUUCAAGCGCCUACGGCUAUGCCGCGCUGAUGCACUGCGCCGAGGGCAACUACUGGAAGACGAUCCGGUAUGCGCAUCUGGCGGUGGAGAGCCAUCUGCUCAACGCUUCGCCAUCGGAUAUACCGCUUGCGAACAUGCGCAAGAUAGCAAAGGACCCGACCAAGGAGUCUUGCUGGUUGAUCAGGGUUCGGGGGGGGACGGGAACAGACGACGAGGUGCAAAGUAGAUGA
Ustilaginoidea virens is the source of this 1233-nucleotide messenger RNA. RefSeq lists its product as uncharacterized. Bases 1 to 1233 code for a protein of 410 amino acids. The transcript is spliced from 2 exons. The record is from RefSeq and is a predicted model, not a curated record. NCBI's taxonomy places the organism in Eukaryota, Fungi, Ascomycota, Sordariomycetes, Hypocreales, Clavicipitaceae. Gene Ontology annotation, molecular function: protein binding.